Molecule: messenger RNA, 575 nt
Organism: Owenia fusiformis
Lineage: Eukaryota; Metazoa; Annelida; Polychaeta; Sabellida; Oweniidae
Source: the annotation of a GenBank genome assembly
UGAAGAUUCAACUGCGGGAGCGAGCUGGAUGGGAGACGACACGUUAGAUACUUCAGCUAAUAAUCAAGCAGAUCAAAGUUCAGGUUUGGCCUCCCAGCAAGAUACAAUACAAGACACAUUGCAGAAUUUACAGAGUGAUCAGUAUGUAUGGAACCUAACCAAUACAAUCUUACCGGGUGCUCCAAAACUACAAAAUGCUAACAAAAUGCAAAACAUUCAACCAAAAACAUCACAGCCUAACAAAAGGAACCCCCAGCAGUGUCACUUAUGUCUUAAAGUGUUCCCUUCAUUACAGAACUAUAGAUACCACAUGAAUAUCCAUACUGGAGAAAGACCAUUCGUGUGUAGUAUAUGCAAUGAAGGCUUCAAAAAUCCUGGUAAUCUAAGAAGACAUAAAUUGAAACACAAAAAUGAGGGUAUAGAUAAUGGAUCUAAACCAUAGGAGUUGUUGGCUUCUUGAGCAAAACAUUGCAACAUUUGGACAGAGAUUCGCCAGUAUGGAUCCAGAAUCGACAAAAUACUCAUUUGGGACUUCCAAGGAGGACCUCCAAAAAGCCAUACAAGCACCAGUGUAA